Molecule: messenger RNA, 4338 nt
Organism: Lampris incognitus (smalleye Pacific opah)
Lineage: Eukaryota; Metazoa; Chordata; Actinopteri; Lampriformes; Lampridae
Gene: dtna
Product: dystrobrevin, alpha
Biological process (GO): synaptic signaling
Cellular component (GO): plasma membrane; synapse
Molecular function (GO): zinc ion binding
Source: RefSeq, a predicted model, not a curated record
CGUCGCGAGAGGCGCGCGCGCGCACACACUCACGCAACACACGCACACACAACCCAACGCACACGCAAACACACGAACGGCGGCUACGAUGACCGCUGCGUGCGGGGAUGGACGCUAGACCGGAGGAUCCCCGGUAAGGCUCGCGGGACACGGCCGGCUUGUGAUCCGGCGGACGGCGCCGGCGGGCGGACGCGGACGGCGCCGGCGGGCGGCAUGUGCGCACGUAUCGAAUAAUCGAAGACUGCCAGCAGAGUGGUGACACCAUGGCAGAUAGAAGACAACUCUUUGUUGAAAUGAGGGCUCAAGAGUUGGACUCCAUAAGACUUUCAACAUACAGAACAGCUUGCAAACUCAGAUUUGUGCAGAAGAAAUGCAACUUACAUUUGGUUGACAUUUGGAAUGUCAUCGAGGCUUUCCGUGAGAACGGCCUCAACGCCAUGGACCUCAGCACUGAGUUCACUGUGGCCCGCCUGGAGGCGAUACUCUCCACCAUCUUCUACCAGCUGAACAAGCGCAUGCCCACCACUCACCAGAUCAACGUGGAGCACUCCAUCAGCCUGCUGCUCAACUUCCUGCUGGCAGCCUAUGACCCGGAAGGCCACGGAAAGAUGUCGGUCUUUGUUGUGAAGACGGCGCUUGCGAGCCUGUGCGGAGGGAAAAUAUUGGACAAAUUAAGAUAUAUUUUUUCACAGAUAUCAGAUUCGGCUGGAAUGAUGGUGUACUCGCAGUUUGACCAGUUUCUGAGGGAAGUUCUCAAACUGCCCAUGGCUGUCUUUGAGGGACCUUCAUUUGGCUACAGUGAUCAAGCUGCACGAGCCUGCUUUACCCAACAGAAGAAGGUGUCCCUCAACACAUUCCUGGACACACUGAUGUCAGACCCUCCUCCUCAGUGUCUGGUUUGGUUACCACUGAUGCAUCGGCUCGCCAAUGUGGAAAACGUCUUUCACCCGGUCGAGUGCUCUCACUGCCGUACUGAGAGUAUGAUGGGCUUCCGCUACCGCUGCCAGCAAUGUCAUAAUUACCAGCUCUGUCAGGACUGCUUCUGGAGGGGGCAUGCCAGUGGUUGCCAUAGUAACCAGCACCAAAUGAAGGAGUAUACGUCAUGGAAAUCCCCUGCUAAGAAGUUAUCCCAUGCACUCAGCAAGUCACUGAGCUGUGCAUCCAGCAGAGAGCCUCUUCACCCCAUGCUUUGUGAAAUGCCGGAGAAACCUCUCAACCUAGCCCAUAUUGUGCCGCCUAGACCGGUGAACAUGACCAGUGAAUACGCCCUCUCCCACUCCAUGCCUACGUCAGGGAACCCGUACUCCACCAAAAAGGCGGCUCCAGAUCUGUUGAAAGGCAGGGGGUUACACUACAACCUCGAUGUUGCUGACAGACUCGCUGAUGAACAUGUUCUCAUUGGUCUCUAUGUGAACCUGCUCCAAAACAACCCCAAAUCAUGUUUGCUGGAGAGCAGUAACCACCAAGAUGAAGAGCACAGCCUCAUUGCCCGCUAUGCCGCCAGACUGGCUGCUGACGUUGCGAUGCAGCGGGUCCCCACAGACCUCUGUUGCUCCAUGGACGCCAACAAACAGCAGAGGCAGCUCAUCGCUGAGCUGGAGAACAAAAACAGAGAAAUCCUGCAGGAGAUCCAACGGCUGCGGCUUCAGCACGAGCAGGCCUCCCAGCCACCGCCUGACAAGGGCCCGCAGAACCCCACGCUGCUCGCAGAACUGCGGCUUCUCAGGCAACGCAAAGACGAACUCGAACAAAGAAUGUCUUCCCUGCAGGAGAGUCGCAGGGAGCUCAUGGUGCAGCUGGAGCAGCUCAUGAUGCUCCUGAAGACUCAGGGCCCUGGCUCGCCGCGCUCCUCCCCAAGCCACACGGUUAGCCGGCCCAUCCCCACACCGGUCCACUCCGAAUCUGCUGGAACAACUCCUACCCACACGCCUCAGGACUCGCUCACGGGGGUUGGAGGGGACGUGCAGGAGGCCUUCGCUCAGGGGCCAAGGCGAAAUUUGAGAAACGACCUGCUCGUCGCCGCUGACUCCAUCACCAACACAAUGUCGUCGCUGGUUAAGGAACUAAAUUCGGAGGGUGGAAGUGAGACAGAGAGCAUUGUGGAUUCAGACUUUGGACGUGGCGACUUAUCUGUUGCCUCCUCCUCAGAUUUCUUCUUGACACAACUCACCACCAAGCCCAGGGCCGCCAGCGCUGCCGAGGAAGAGAGCUAUGAGAGUGAUCUGGAGCGGCAGCUGGAGGAGGAACACAAGAUGGAGGAGCUGAUGAAGGCCAGACAGGAGCCAGAGAAAGCCUGCAUGGUGACUUUACAGCAGUGACGGCGUUCAAGUCCAUAUUCCUGUUUGAGACCCGCCAGUCUUUUGACAGGUGAGCAAUACGAAACCCCAACAGUAGCGACGACACUGAAGGAAAACGACACUGGGCAGAUGGCGAGGACGGUGGCGAAGACGCGGAGAAUCGGAAGCCGAAGACACCGUUACGUCCAAACCAUAAGAAUACCUUUAUGUAUAGAUAUAUUUUUUAACCAGCCGCAUAUUAAAGAGAAUACUGUGAACCGAUAAGGAGCUGAGCUGUCAGUUAUACCACAGGUGCCAUAAAAACCAGAUGACUCUCGCGAGGUGUUUGUUGAUUUUUAAUCCUCGUUUUGUAUGAUUUGACUUGCGGUCGGGCAAGUACACACGGUACUGUAGUUGAGGACGGGCACGUCUGUUUCUUUCGAGCUUAAGUUCUCACAUGUCUGGAGCGGUAAGCCGGGUCUCGGCGUGUUUGCGGUCCGAGGCCUGGCGUGCUCCUGAGACAGUAGACGACAAGAGUAAUAGAUUAAAAUAAAAUCACGUAAUAUGUACGUUGCUCAUACUUCUGGCCCGGCGUCAGCGGCCAGAGGUUCACGUUAGUCGGUGGAUUUCCUGCUGUUUGCGUCGAGUGGCUUUCGUGUUGUUGUUUUGCCCCUCAAGUCUGUCCUGUGAGGCGACAGACGGGGAUUUGUCAGGCUCUCGGGUUUUAUUUGAUACUCACGUUGUGCACGCCGCCCUUGCCGAGCAGAUGAACUCUCGACGGGGCUCAUCCCAAAUGUGGAAGCGGCUCGUAGCUCGCAGCAACACUUUGCACCUGUUUGGCAGAGACGCUGGCUCGAUUCCCUGGAUGAGCACGAGGCCGUACUGAAUGUGAGGGGGGGGGGGGGGACGGUGAUGUGUUCCUCCGAGGGCCUCAGCCUGCUGAUACUUAUCCCCUCUGCUAACUAAGUGUUAAGGUUACACUUUAGUACGGCGUCCGGGUAGCGUAGCGGUCUAUUCCGUCGCCUACCAACAAGGGGAUCGGUGGUUCGAAUCCCCGUGUUACCUCCGGCUUGGUCGGGCGUCCCUACAGACACAAUUGGCCGUGUCUGCGGAUGGGAAGCCGGAUGUGGGUAUGCGUCUGGUCGCUGCACUAGCGCCUCCUCUGGUCGGUCGGGGGGGCCUGUUUGGGGUGGGGGGUAAUAGCGUGAUCUCCCACGCGCUACGUCCCCCUGGCGAAACUCCUCGCUGUCAGAUGAAAAGAAGCGGCUGGUGACUCCACAUGUAUCGGAGGAGGCACGUGGUAGUCUGCAGCCCUCCCCGGAUUGGCAGAGGGGGUGGAGCAGCGACCAGGAUGGCUCGGAAGAGUGAGGUGAUUGGCCGGAUACAAUUGGGGAGAAAGAGAGGGGGGAAAUCCACCAAAAAAAAAAGUGACACUUUAGUUUGAAUUACCUCCAAUAGCUGGAAGUGUUGUGAUGGAGGAUGAGAUGAGACACAAUGGAUAAAGUGGAGGACACGUCCAUCCAUCCAUCCAUCCAUCCAUCCAUCCAUUAUCCAAGCUGCUUAUCCCAAUCGGGGUGGCGGGGAUGCUGGAGCCUAUCCCAGCAGUCACUGGGCGGCAGGCGGGGAGACACCCUGGAUAGGCCGCCGUCCAUCACAGGGCCCUAAUAAUAAUAAUAGGAUACGCGAGGACUCCAAAUUGCCCAGAUUAAAGGGUUGACACUGGCAAGGACGCUGAACAAAGCGUGUUUACUGCGGUCUCUGAGAUUGUUAGAUCUAUCGCUUUCUCGUUUGUAUUUAUGUUUUGAUCUCCUGACCAAAACGUCAGCAUGUCUGGGUUUCUUUCCCGCCCUCCAUCCUAAGCUCUCUCAAAAUCGCACACCCAAGAUACAUGUGCAUUCUGGAUGUACUCCGAGUGUGUGUAUAAUUUUUUCCCGGUCACUUUAGGACGAGUGACAAGCCAAUCUAAAAUCAUAAAUGUGUGAAAUAUAUCUAGUUUGAUUUUUGGGCUAGUUCAUACCAGUGGUUUUGCAUGGUGAUGAUGCAUAAUAAAGUGUUGACAUAA